GUAGAGAAAAAUGUCUUCAAACGGUGGAAAAUAUGCUGCUAAACAACUUCGAGCUGGAAGAUAAGGAUCUUAAAUCUUCAUUUUGUGUCUGUGAAGAAAAAGAGAAAGAUAUCGUAGAAUUGCGACAGCCAAUGAAACUACCAUCGAGUCUAAUUUGCAACAUCCUCCCAGUAACAAAGAAUGGGGAAAAACAGCAUGUUCGCCUUAAGUUACAGGAAUUAAUUGGCGUUCACGACUUGUUGGGACGAAGACAUACAUACAAACUUUCAGCUUUUAUAACACACUAUGGAAUUGAUGCAAAAGAGGGUCAUUUCAACUGUACGGUUUUACGAAAUAAAAGGUGGUUUCUAAUCGACGACAAACUGGUCAAGCCACAACAGUUGUGCGAAACCAUCUUCAACGGAGACGUAUAUAUGCUGUUUUACAGCACAGAAGAACAUUUUGAGGUUCAAAUUAUGACUGAUGAAAGUACAUCGAUAUCAGAGCAAGACCAGAUAAAGGAUAAAAUGGAAGUAACGACACCUCCGAGUCCACCUGAAUGUGUACAGGACAGUACACUCACAGAAAAGGUUGACAGGUAUUGGGACUUGCGCAAGGGACAUCAGCUACAUCACAUUGUAUCACACAUCAACGGAACGCCGUUAAUGUAUUACGACAUCAAGCUGCUUGACCAAGCGCCUUCCGACUAUGAAAAAACAUUGCUUGAACAAUACGCAACCAAACAUGGAGAAACGUAUAACGAAGGAUGGCUAAAUGAUAAGAUAAUAAACAAUUUUCUAAUCGACGUACAAAGAAAAUCUCAGGGUACCAAUCGUGUAGCAGUCAUGAGCAGCUUCAUGUACACAAAACUAUGUAAAUAUGGCGUCCAUUCCAUAACGAAAUGGAUUCAAAAGAACCCAUUCUUUAAAGCAGACCUGUGCUUCAUACCAAUAAAUUUGGACAAUAAUCACUGGAGUCUUGGGGUAGUGGACUUUACUUCAUGUACCAUAUUUCUUUAUGACCCUAUGGCUAUGGCGAUGUUAAGAGAAGAGAGAAGCUUCCACAAAAAAAUUAGAUUACUGAUAGCACACCUUCAAGCAAUAUGCCCAGAAAUGAGUCCACCAGAUGUUAAAUAUUUUGAUAACUCCACAAAAUUUGAGCCCAGACAACUUGAUGGAAGUUCAUGUGGGGUUUUUGUAUGCAUGGUAGCUGAUUAUAUGGUCAAUGGUUUGGAUGUGAACUUUACACAGGAAGACAUACUAUGUUUAAGGAAAUACAUGGCAGUUCGCCUAGCAAAUCCUGAAAAAAACGUCCAAAUACCAAUAAGGAAACAAACUGAACAUUGCAAUGAGGAUGACCAUGCCACAUACACACUUAAAGCAAAGGUUAGAAAUAUUCUGUCUCUAUCAGAUGAUGGCUUAGAGUCUGUCUUUAAAGAAGUAUUAAAUGAAGGUGAUAAAGGAUUCUUAACAAUUAGCUUGGUUUGUAAGCGAUUUAGACAGAUAGUGGGAAGAGACUCUUUUAGACGCACCACUCACUUCGCCUGGUUAAACAGUGUGUGGGAAUGGAAUUCAUCAUCAAAAGAAUUCAAAGAGGAGAAUUACAAAAUGUAUGAAAUAAAAACUUGUUUUCAAUGUGGCAUGUCAUUUAAAGAAAUGUAUGGCUUUAUUGGAAAUGGUAAAUUUGGCGAGUUCAGAAAAUUUUACUCAACUCUUGAAUAUCCAGGAUUCUGCAGUAAAGAGUGCAUUAAAGAAAGCUAAUUAAUAAAGUUGGAAGUAAUUACAUCAGGACUAUAUAUGGCAUAAACCUUUAAGAAAACAUCAUGUUUCAUAAUAUCUGUUGAACAUAAUACCAGGCUGAUAUUUUCACAGAUAGCUGCCACUGUUAAGCCGGUUUUCCACAAGCAAUAUUUUUGCGAAGCAACUUUAUUCCUUUGUAUUUGAGCAAUUUGUUUCAGAUGGUUGCAGUUAAGAGCUCUGGAACAAAUGUAAAAUGUCGAUUCGCACGAAUAAUAUCGCUAGUGGAAAACCGGCUUUAGACAGCCUUUGAUGGUCAUUGUGUACAUAAUAUACUGACAACUCCACAAAUUUAUCACAAUCUUCUUUCACCUAUGUCCUUAUGAAACAUUUCAAUUGGGCUUUGCUAAAGCCCAAGGAAAAUUUUCAUUGUCUUUGAAAAUAUCAACUUAAAAUUUGUUUGUAAAUAUAUGCUAGUAUUUAGUUGAACAUUGUUGUCCAUUUAUAAUAUUCACAUCUAUAUAAAUCACAUAUAAAAUAUUCACAAUUAUAUAGUUUUAAUAUAU
Molecule: messenger RNA, 2281 nt
Organism: Dendronephthya gigantea
Lineage: Eukaryota; Metazoa; Cnidaria; Anthozoa; Malacalcyonacea; Nephtheidae
Exons: 14
Coding region: 33-1739 (568 amino acids)
Biological process (GO): protein desumoylation; protein deubiquitination
Cellular component (GO): nucleus
Molecular function (GO): cysteine-type deubiquitinase activity; deSUMOylase activity
Source: RefSeq, a predicted model, not a curated record